CCCCGCCUCGCGCCCGGCCGGGCUCCGUCACAAGGCCCCGCUGCGUCUUCCCAGCCGCAGGCGCAGGCCCAGCCAAGUCGGCUGCGGAGCGGUUGCGGGUUUGGGUGCGGGCGCAGCGGCCAUCGACCGCGCGGCCGCGCAGCGGACACUGUGCGCACUGUCCUGAGACGCCCCGCGAGUGGCACCCCGGCAGCCGAUCCAGGCCUGCUGUCCCCACCCCGGGAGCGAGGGACCGACGGGCCUGCUCCCCGAGAGGGGUCAGGGCCCUCGCCGUUCACAGAUGGCCUGAGGAUAUCCUGGGAUAGAAAUAGCCGCCGGCUCUGGCCCCUCAAAGCGGCUUAAGGAGAGGGAUGCUAAGGGGAGCGUCCGGGCACACCCCACACCUCCCGACCGCACCCCCAGCCCCGACCCGGCGACUGCGACCGGGAGAGCCCAGAUUGGGGGAGACCACAGAACCCGAGGCCAUGCCUCACGAGAAGAGUUUCUUGGUGUCUGGGGACAGCUAUCCUCCCCCCAAUCCUGGAUAUCCUGGGGGGCCCCAGCCCUCCAUGCCCCCCUACCCUGGGGCCUCUUACCCACAACCCCCGUUCCAGCCUUCCCCAUAUGGCCAGCCAGGGUAUCCCCAAGGCCCAAGUUCCUACCCCCAAGGGGGUUACCCUCAGGGCCCCUACCCCCAAGGGGGCUACCCCCAGGGCCCCUACCCGCAAGGGGGCUACCCCCAGGGCCCCUACCCGCAAGGGGGCUACCCCCAGGGGCCAUAUCCACAGAGCCCCUUUCCACCCAACCCCUAUGGACAGCCACAGACCUUCCCAGCCCAGGACCCCGGCUCACCUCAGCAUGGGAACUAUCAUGAGGAGGGACCCCCGUCCUACUAUGACAACCAGGACUUCCCUGCCACCAACUGGGAUGACAAAAGCAUCCGCCAGGCCUUCAUCCGGAAGGUGUUCCUGGUGCUGACCCUGCAGCUGUCCGUGACUCUGUCCACUGUGGCUGUGUUCACUUUCGUCACGGAGGUGAAGGGAUUCGUCCGGGAGAACGUCUGGACGUACUACGUUUCCUAUGCCGUCUUCUUCAUCUCCCUCAUUGUUCUCAGCUGCUGUGGGGACUUCCGGCGAAAGCACCCCUGGAACCUUGUUGCACUGUCAAUCCUGACCGUCAGCCUGUCCUACAUGGUGGGCAUGAUCGCCAGCUUCUAUGACACCGAGGCGGUCAUCAUGGCUGUGGGCAUCACCACGACCGUCUGCUUCACAGUGGUCAUCUUCUCCAUGCAGACCCGCUACGACUUCACGUCAUGCAUGGGCGUGCUCCUGGUGAGCAUGGUGGUGCUGGUCGUCUUCGCCAUCCUCUGCAUCAUCAUCCGCAACCGCAUCCUGGAGAUCGUGUACGCCUCGCUGGGAGCGCUGCUCUUCACCUGCUUCCUGGCAGUGGACACCCAGCUGCUGCUGGGGAACAAGCAGCUGUCGCUGAGCCCAGAGGAGUAUGUGUUCGCUGCACUGAACCUGUACACAGACAUCAUCAACAUUUUCCUGUACAUUCUCACCAUCAUCGGCCGCGCCAAGGAGUAGCCUGAGCCCUGGCUCGCGCGGGGCCCCACGCAGGUGGCGUGGCUGGCGUGGCAGUGCCAUCUGGACCCCCCCUCCCUCUCCCUGGGUGCAUCCUGGGACAGAGGAAGCCCCUCUCUGCCCUUCCUGUGUGUACACUGCAGAUACUUCUGUUUAGACCCGCUGUGGCCAGCAUGGCCCCUUCAAGUCCUCCCACCCUGCCAAAGGGCAGCGAGGCUGCGCUUCUGUGCCACCUCCUGCCCACUCACUGUUGCAUGAGCCCUGUCUGCCAGCCCACCCCAGGGAGCAACACCAAGCCCCAGGGGACAGGGGUCGAGCCAAGAGGUGAGGGUGCACGUCUCCCUUUCUGUCCCAGCUCCCCGCCUGGCACAAAGUAUCCCCUUCCCCUUCUCACACCCACCCUGGAGUGCUGCCCUCUGGGGGCCCUGAGGGGUGAGGGUCUCGUCCCUGUGCUGAGCCCUGAGGAUGGAGAGGAUGGGACAUUUUGGGGGCGAAGGAUGUCGUCCUCUCACCCUGCUGUCUUUAAAAUCCCAAUAAACGGGGCCCUCUGCUCUCUGUGCUCU
Pteronotus mesoamericanus is the source of this 2125-nucleotide messenger RNA. It is a transcript of the gene GRINA, whose product is annotated as glutamate ionotropic receptor NMDA type subunit associated protein 1. NCBI's taxonomy places the organism in Eukaryota, Metazoa, Chordata, Mammalia, Chiroptera, Mormoopidae. Gene Ontology annotation, cellular component: Golgi apparatus; endoplasmic reticulum. Gene Ontology annotation, biological process: negative regulation of apoptotic signaling pathway. The record is from RefSeq and is a predicted model, not a curated record. The transcript is spliced from 8 exons. The coding region runs from base 351 to 1565 and encodes 404 amino acids.